This is a messenger RNA of Drosophila willistoni, 2340 nucleotides long. RefSeq names its product thrombospondin type-1 domain-containing protein 4-like. NCBI's taxonomy places the organism in Eukaryota, Metazoa, Arthropoda, Insecta, Diptera, Drosophilidae. Gene Ontology annotation, cellular component: extracellular matrix. Gene Ontology annotation, biological process: extracellular matrix organization. The transcript has 7 exons. The record is from RefSeq and is a predicted model, not a curated record. Bases 299 to 2311 code for a protein of 670 amino acids. Gene Ontology annotation, molecular function: metalloendopeptidase activity.
AAUCACCUUAAAAAUAUCUGAAGCUUUGGCAGAUACAGAAAAUAAUACCCAUGCACUAAACGACACUCAGUCUCUUGAAAAGUCCAGUUUAACCGAGGACUCCUAUGAUGAUUAUAAUGAUUAUAUAGAUGAAACGGAAACCAACAAGCAAUCACAUCCUCGUAAUAAUACUAGUUUAAAACGUGUGGGUGUCACAUAUUCUUGGGAUCGAUGGGAAAAGUGGAGCAAAUGUUCCACAACGUGUGUUCAGAUUAAACGAAGAAAGUGUAUUCAACGAAUCAAAAAUGAUACAAACUCAAUGGAACUCGAAAAGAGUUUUUAUCCUGACACCAAAGGUAUUGAAAAAUUUGGUUGUUUUGGAAUACUAAAACGUUAUAGACUUUGCAAGGACGAACGUUGUAAGGCAAGCAAACAACGACUUAGAGAUUCACAAUGUGAAAAUUUUAAUGCAACACCGUAUCGGGAAAAGUUUUACACAUGGAUCGGUUAUGAGAAGGAGCACGACGAGUGUACAUUGUAUUGUCGAGCCAGUGGUUUUGAUUUGUUUGUUAAUAUGAAUCAAUCAGUUACCGAUGGAACUCCUUGCAAUCGUCCUGCUGUUUACUACACACAUUUCUAUAGAAGGAGAGCUGUCUGCGUUGAGGGUAUUUGUCGGGCUGUGCAUACAAGCGGCUCAAUUCGUCCAGCAACCUCAAGUGAUAGCCAGACAAAGUGUGGUUCGGUUUUGUGUCAACAUUUUUCUGGGAUAUUUAAUAAAUCUGAACUGACGACAGAUUAUAAUUAUAUCGCCACUAUACCAAUUGGUGCUAUGAAUUUGUCUGUGAAACAACGAAAGCUAAACGAAAAUUUCUUUGCCUUAAAGACAUCCGAUGGUGAGUUUGUUAUAAAUGGCAAUCGCCAUAACCUAACCCACAGUGGGUUAUACAAGGUCAAUGAUGAUGUGUACGACUAUAAAAGGAACAAAUCCGCCCUCACAGCAAGAGGGCCCCUUAAUAGGGCAGCAAUUUUAAUGUAUUUGGUAAACGAAGUGAAUUCUACAAAUGAUGUGGAAUAUAAUUACACCAUACCAAUACCAUCUGCAUCUGUGGUGGAUGAGGAACUCCAAACCGUUUGGGAUGAAACGGGUAAACCGAUAAACGAAACGGAUGAUGGGACAGCUAUACGGUCAAAGGAACGUCGCCAUCGACGGUUCAAGUGGAAAUUGUUGGGCUUUGGCGAGUGCAAUCGAUCCUGUGGUCCUGGCACACAAACACCGAUAUUUCGUUGUAUACCCCAACGUGAAUCGGGUGAACGUUAUUAUUCGCCAAGACAUUGUGCCUCGAGUGAGAAGCCCACAUUUAAUGACGACAUCUAUCUAUGUAAUCGUGGACUUUGUCCAGCCUUCUGGCGUCCAAGUAAUUUCAGCGAAUGCAAGUGUCCUUUGGGUAAUUCUAGUGGCUGGAGGACACAACAAUUUCAGUGCAUGCAGGAGCAAAUCAAGGGCAAUGUAAUACAAGUAAAUGACACAUUAUGCACUACCAGAAAAGAGGUUGACGUUCCAUGUGAUUGCCAUCAGCAGCGGGAAGAAUUGCAAAAGAAAUCUUCUGAUCCAUCUAUGCAGACAUUGAAGCGCAAUGCCCGCGACAGUCAAUCGUCUAGCGUUUGGCUUAUGUCUGAAUGGAUGGGUCUAUGUACGGAUAGUAAUUGCUUUUUAAAAGCCAAUCAACAUCGAUCCAUUUAUUGUGCUCGCUCCAUGCCCAAAGGCGAUUUGUGUGAUCCACAAACUAUGCCAAAAAUCAUACAGCCAUGUCAGCAGGAUUGUAAGCAGCCCAUUGCCUUUUGGGUUACCUCUGAAUGGGGUAAUUGUACAGGCGAUUGCUUUAAUUUGCAAAGGAAUCGCAUAGUGUUAUGCAUUAGCAAUGGACAAGUUGUCGACAAUGGGAAUUGCAUCCAUUUGCAAAAACCUGGUGAUUCACGUCGUUGUAUGCAGAGUGAGGUCGACUAUUGUGGUCCACGUUGGCAUUAUUCCGAAUGGUCUGAGUGCUCCCGUUCAUGUGGCAAUGGAGUGAGACAAAGGCAUGUUGAAUGUCUGGACUACAAUUGGAAACGUAAUGCCCUAAUAAAGUCAUCUAAUUGCCCAUUAACCAAAAGAGAAACCAUUUUUGGUACUUGUCAUACACCUUGCGAAGAAGAAAGUGACAUCAACAAAAUGGGUAAAAUAAAGAACUGUGUUGAUCUAUUCCUUAAUUGCGGUGAUAUAUAUCGACAAAAUCUAUGCUAUUUAAAUUAUUAUAAAACCUAUUGCUGUCGCUCGUGCCAAGGAAAACUUUAAGAACUUUAUAUAAAUCAAAGUAAAUUGCA